Messenger RNA from Aspergillus chevalieri, 1242 nucleotides. Its product is annotated as tRNA(Thr) (cytosine(32)-N(3))-methyltransferase. NCBI's taxonomy places the organism in Eukaryota, Fungi, Ascomycota, Eurotiomycetes, Eurotiales, Aspergillaceae. The transcript has a single exon. The record is from RefSeq and is a predicted model, not a curated record. Gene Ontology annotation, molecular function: tRNA (cytidine-N3)-methyltransferase activity. The coding region runs from base 1 to 1242 and encodes 413 amino acids.
AUGUCACCGGCCGCUACAUCACCACCCCCCAAAGCCACGCCCCAAAUGCCCUCAAAUACAGAUAUCCCCGACAUCACCACCGCCGCCCAACGCGCCGAACCCCCCCAAAUCCCCGCGCACCGCUCCCAUGACCCCUCCAACAACCUCAAACGCACCGACCCCUUCCAAUUCGGCUCGCGCUACCUCGAAGAAGGCGACAAUGUCUUCGAAUUCAACGCCUGGGACCACGUCGAGCCCGACGAUGAAUACAAAGCCUUCGCGGAGGUUCAAUACGCCAAACAGCGCGAAUCCCCCGUCUCCGACUUCGACCGCUGGCGCUUCAACGCAGACCCGGCCAAAUGGUGGAACCUGUUCUACAAGAACAACACGGCGAACUUCUUCAAGGACCGCAAGUGGUUGAGGCAGGAGUUUCCGGUGCUCGCGGAGGUGACGAGGGCUGGUGCGGGAGAGAAGGUGGUGUUGGAGGUUGGGGCGGGGGCGGGGAAUACGGCAUUUCCGUUGGUGACGAAUAAUGAGAAUGAGGGCCUGAGGGUUCAUGCGUGUGAUUUCUCGAAGACGGCGGUGCAGGUUAUGAGAGAGAGUGAGCAUUAUAAUCCCAAAUAUAUCACUGCCGAUGUGUGGGAUGUGGCUGCUGUGCAGACGGAAGAGAGUAAUCCGCUGCCUCCGGGGUUGACGGAGGGUUCGGUUGAUGUUGUCGUGUUGAUUUUCAUCUUCUCGGCGCUCAAUCCUAAUCAGUGGGAUCAAGCUAUGCGGAACAUCCACCAUGUGUUGAAACCCGGUGGUCAAGUCCUGUUCCGUGACUAUGGCCGGGGAGAUCUGGCGCAGGUGCGGUUCAAGAAGGGCCGGUAUCUGGCAGACAACUUCUACGUCCGCGGAGAUGGGACGCGGGUGUACUUCUUCGAAAAGUCCGAAUUAGAGUACAUGUGGAGCGAAUGGACACCAGAAAAGGGCAUUCCGUUUGUCGACGAGAGCGAAUACGAAGUCACCAAGCCAGGGACCGAAACCGAAACCUCACAAGAAGACUCUACCCCAAACGAGAAUCAGUCCGAAGAGAAGCAAGAGGAUGCUGGCUCUCAGCCGAUUUGCACUGGUCAGAAUGAUGGCCUUUUCGAGAUCCUCAACUUGGGUGUUGACCGCCGAUUGAUUGUGAAUCGGAACCGAAAGCUCAAAAUGUACCGUUGCUGGAUGCAGGGCCAUUUCCGGAAGCGUGAAGCGGCGGUCGAGGACAAGAAGGAGGCGUGA